Messenger RNA from Leptinotarsa decemlineata (Colorado potato beetle), 2459 nucleotides. RefSeq names its product methionyl-tRNA synthetase 1 (gene MetRS). The record is from RefSeq and is a predicted model, not a curated record. NCBI's taxonomy places the organism in Eukaryota, Metazoa, Arthropoda, Insecta, Coleoptera, Chrysomelidae. Gene Ontology annotation, biological process: methionyl-tRNA aminoacylation. Gene Ontology annotation, molecular function: ATP binding; methionine-tRNA ligase activity. Gene Ontology annotation, cellular component: aminoacyl-tRNA synthetase multienzyme complex; cytosol.
AUAGAAUUCAAUUGAGUAAACGGAUGAAGGGGGUUAGUGUGGUAUCAACGGAAAUCCCGGUAUUUUUGCAUUUAGUCAUAUUUGUUCUUGCUUAUGAUAAGUUAGUCUAGAUUUACUUACGUGAAGUGAGUAAGUUUCAAAAUGGUGAUUAUAUAUUCUAAUGAGUUUAACCCAGCUACCUUAAAAUUAAUAGUAGCAAAAAAUUUUGCCAAAGUGGCAGUUGAUAUAAAAAUUGUUGAUCCACAUGAUCAAAUUCCCCAACCAAAACAUUUACCAUGUAUAGAAAUAGACAGCGAUACAACACUCUUUAGUUCAAAUGCUGCUUUAUGUUAUUUACUACCUCCUGGAGAGGAUUCUGUUGAAGUUUACAACUGGUUAGAAUGGGAAGCCGCUACUUUAUCUCCCAGUUUGACCCUUCUAUUCGGAACAUCUUCAAAAAAUGAUAAACUCAAAUCCAAUUUGCUAGGUGCUCUGAAUACAUUGGAGAAAGAAUUCAAUAAUAAGAAAUUCUUAGUAGGAAACAACAUCACAAAUGCUGACAUUGCCAUAUGGAGUACAUUGUACCCUUUUUUGACAUGUCCAGCUGCAACAAAAGAAUAUAUUACACCUUUAUCUAAUCUUUCAAAUUGGUUUCAAACUUUGGAGGAUAAUCCACAUUUUAAGGAUGCCAUAUCUCAAUUCAAAAUUGAACUAAAUUCAUCUUACAACGCCUUAUUAAAUGGUGCCAAAUAUCCAGCACCAACUGCAGAAUAUUUCCAUAAUGUUGAAAAAUCGUCUCAUAUUGAGGAAACUGUGACUAGUGAAGAGAUAAAGCUUGCUCAAAAAGCUUGGCAAAGUGACAUAUCAAAAUUACCUAAAUUGAAGGAACAAAAAGACUGUGUGUUACCUGUUCCUGGAGAAAGAAAUAUCCUCAUUACCUCUGCCUUACCUUACGUCAAUAAUGUUCCGCAUUUGGGUAAUAUCAUUGGAUGUGUCUUAUCAGCUGAUGUCUUUGCAAGAUACUCUCGACUAUGCAACAAUAAUACCCUUUACAUAGGUGGUACUGAUGAAUAUGGAACAGCAACUGAAACUAAAGCUCUUGAGGAAGGUCUUACUUGUCAAGAGAUAUGUGACAAAUAUUUUCAUAUUCAUAAUGAGGCUUAUAAAUGGUUCAAUAUCAGUUUCAAUCAUUUUGGUAGGACGACUUACCCUGAGCAAACUGAGAUAUGCCAAGAAAUGUUCCUCCAACUCAACGACAAUGGUUUCAUGUUCACAGAGUCAGUAGAACAGUUGCACUGUGAGAAUUGUAACAGGUUUCUUGCUGAUAGAUUUGUAGAAGGUGGAUGUCCAAAUCUAGGAUGUACUUACGAAGAUGCUAGAGGGGAUCAAUGCGACAAGUGUGGUAAAUUGGUCAAUGCAGUUGAGUUAAAGAACCCCAAAUGCAAGAUAUGUGGAAAAACACCAAAGUUGAAGUCUUCAAAUCAGUUUUUUAUAGAUCUACCAAAGUUGGAACCAUUGAUUCAUCAUUGGAUCAAGUUUUCUGCACCAGGUUGGUCGAAUAAUGCCCAAAUUAUAGCUAAAUCUUGGCUGAAAGAAGGACUCAAACCUAGAUGCAUAACUAGGGAUCUCAAAUGGGGGGUGCCUGUACCUAUAGAUGGUUUCCGAGAUAAAGUAUUCUAUGUUUGGUUUGAUGCUCUAAUUGGAUACUUGUCUAUCAGUAAAGCUUACACCAAAGAAUUUGAGCAGUGGUGGAGACCGGCAAAGGGAACAGACGUUACUUUGUACAAUUUCAUGGCUAAAGAUAAUGUACCUUUCCAUGCAAUUUUGUUUCCUUCUAUGUUAAUGGGUACCAACAAGGGUUAUAUUACCGUUUCUCAUAUAAUGGCAACAGAAUAUCUGAACUACGAGGAUGGUAAAUUCUCGAAAUCAAGAGGGGUAGGUGUUUUUGGAACUGAUGCAAAGAGUACUGGAAUACCUAGCGAUGUGUGGAGAUUUUAUUUGCUCUAUGUCAGACCAGAAUCUCAAGAUUCCAGUUUCAGUUGGAAUGAUUUGGUUAUCAAAAACAAUUCUGAGUUGUUGAACAACCUAGGAAAUUUCAUUAACAGGGCUUUGAUGUUUGUAAAGAACAAUUUUGAUAAAACCAUACCCGAAAUGAAUCCUAAUAAUGAAGAUUACACUUUAUUAGCACUUUGUACCAAAGAAUUGAAAGGUUACAUUGCUUCUCUAGAGAAAGCUAAAUUCCGGGAUGGGAUAAGGCAUAUUCUCAACAUAUCUAGACAUGGCAAUCAUUACAUGCAGAGUAAUCAGCCCUGGGUUCUCUUGAAAGGAACAGAUGAAGAGAAGGCACGUGCAAGAACUGUGAUUGGAAUUUGCUGUAACUUGUCAUGUUUGUUGGCUACACUUCUACAACCUUACAUGCCGGACACUAGCGAUAACCUCAAAAGUCAGAUGAACUGCUCAAAUGUGGUGAUCACAGCAAG